Messenger RNA from Caenorhabditis remanei, 885 nucleotides. RefSeq lists its product as uncharacterized. Bases 1 to 885 code for a protein of 294 amino acids. The transcript has 3 exons. The record is from RefSeq and is a predicted model, not a curated record. NCBI's taxonomy places the organism in Eukaryota, Metazoa, Nematoda, Chromadorea, Rhabditida, Rhabditidae.
AUGAAUUCCAAACCAGAAAAAAAGGAGAAUGAUAAGCAGAAUCUUCUGGAGAAAAUUCUGGAGAAAAUCAAGGAGUUGUACAAGAAAGUUUGUGACUACUUCACUGAUUCUGGAUCUGGAUCAUUCGAGUCAUCUGAAUCUGUAGUUCCAACUACCGGACAAAUCACAAAACAUGGUAUUCAUGGAUUCAUCAUCGGAUUAAUCGAGAAUCUUAUUCGAUUUGUGGUCAAAGUUGGCGGCCCACGCGCCUCAAAUAUCGUCACAAUUUACGAUCUCAACUCGAUUAGUUCACUCGGAAAUCCAAAAUGGUACGCUCGUGUCGAUAUGCCACAUACAAACGUCCCAUACCAUCAUAUCAAUGUGAACAAGGCGGUCACUGGUCUCCCGGAUCCACAUAUUCCGAUAUCUGCAUUUGCUGCUGAAACUGCUGGAACCAUCGGAAGAGUUCUGGAAAUUCUCAACACUUUGGCCCCAUAUCUCAUCGCUUUCUUUGUUGCGUACGAUGUGUAUUUGAUUGGGCGUAGUGCUGCGAAAGAUUACAAGAAUCGUUCCAGUAGAAAUACUAUCAAAACGAUUAUCGAUAUUUUGAUGGGACUUCUCGGUGGAUAUGGAGGAUAUUUUGCAGGCGCCGCCAUUGGAACGGCAAUCUUCCCUGGAAUCGGUACAUUGGUUGGUGGUCUUAUCGGUGGAGUCGCUGGUGGAAUUGCUGUCGGAACUGGAGGUCAUAUCACGACUGAAAUGUUGAUGGAUCUCUUCCGUUACGAUAUCGAUGAUUUCUACUGCGCUGAAUGUGGCGAAGAGUUCGAAAAUCGUCGAUAUUUGAAUGGAAUUCAGGAGAAAUGCAAGAAAUGUCGACGAGCAGUUAAAUCGGUCACUUCUCGUUGA